Molecule: messenger RNA, 1033 nt
Organism: Capsaspora owczarzaki ATCC 30864
Lineage: Eukaryota; Filasterea; Ministeriida; Capsasporidae
Product: grn protein
Exons: 2
Coding region: 28-795 (255 amino acids)
Cellular component (GO): extracellular region
Source: RefSeq, a predicted model, not a curated record
CAGUCAUUUCCAUCAUCAUUAUUCAGAAUGCGCUCGCUCGUUCUGCUGCUCGUCACGCUGCUCGCAGCGGUCGGCGCGGUGUCUGCGUUGUGCCCGGAUGGUAUUACUUCAUGCCCAAGUUCAUCGACGUGCUGCGUGACUGCCUCUGGUUGGUAUGGCUGCUGCCCGCUGCCGAGCGCGACAUGCUGCGCGGAUCACGUCCAUUGCUGCCCGAACGGCUACAUUUGCAACACGACUCAGAGCAUCUGCACGCCUGCCAGCGGCGAAGGCCCGAUUGUCGCAAUGGUGACCAAGACCCCCGCCAUCCCCGUCAAGAGCAUUGAGUGCGGCGACGGCAUCACCUACUGCAGCUCCAGCCAAACCUGCUGCCUCCUCUCGGGCGGCUCGUACGGUUGCUGCCCUCUGCCCAACGCCACCUGCUGCGCUGAUCACGUCCACUGCUGCCCGAACGGAUACACGUGCGACACCACGCUGAACACUUGCAAGCUUGGCGACGACGCUGACUCGACGGUGCCGAUGAUGACCAAGCAGCCGGCCAUCAUUUCCAAGCCCAUGAUUCCCGAGGUGGCCGUUGUGUGCCCCGACAAUUCGCAAUGCAGCGCAACCCAGACAUGCUGCAAGAUGUCCAACGGCUCGUACGGCUGCUGCCCGCUCCCCAACGCCAGCUGCUGCGCCGACCAUCUGCACUGCUGCCCAUCCGGCUUCACUUGCGACGUGACUGACCACACCUGCAACAACGGCCUGUUUACCGUUCCAGCGCUGCCCAAGCUUCCUUCCACCCCGCGAAAGAACUAGCAGCCCGAGCAUUCGUGUUGGGGAACGUCGUUGAUGGCUGAUCCCUGGUUGUGUCACGUCCAUCAACUUGUUUUUUGCUUUUCAUUUUUACCCGUGGCUUUUUGUCUGUUUUUAUUGCUUUCCUUCGGAAUGACCCUUUUCGACUGAAAUUGUUUUUGGGAGGACAUUGGUGUUUGUAACACUGUACAGUGCCAGGAAACAAAGCAAACAAAGGCGAAUCACUUUUGAAACACUUGCG